Molecule: messenger RNA, 1830 nt
Organism: Colletotrichum truncatum
Lineage: Eukaryota; Fungi; Ascomycota; Sordariomycetes; Glomerellales; Glomerellaceae
Source: RefSeq, a predicted model, not a curated record
AUGUCGGCCCAGCCACCCUCUGGAGGGUACUCUCUCUUUCCGAACCCCAACACCAAGCCUCCAACAGUACGGAGACCCCCAUCUCGAACCCGAACUUCAGAGUCCCGCGAACGCUCGCGGACCCGGGCUGUGUCUCCAGAGACCGUUCACCCCGUUGACUCGGCGUCCUCACCGCGCCAUGAAAGACAGACGCCGCAGCAAAGAAUGCAAUCACCUGUAGAGCGCUCGCAAACCCCACAAGAUGCUCGACGACCUCCACUGAGCGAUCCCCAAAACUCGCCGAGCAAUCGUGAACUGCCGGCAUUGCCUCGGGAAGCGGCUGUUUCUCCUAUUCAGAGACCAGCUCCCAUCGCAGACAUACCACCACGAUCAGACACGGCUUUCUCUCAGGCACAAACUUUGGCAAGAAGCAACAGCCACCGCUCCCGUAGCUCCAUAGCAAAGCUUCCUCUGCCACAUGAGUCCUCAUCAUCGGCACAAGAGCAGACUGCACUACGGUCAAUCUUCCCCCAGUACAACCCAGAAGUGUCACUCGACCAACAACAGUACUUCCCGACUCAGACCAGCCCAACUCAUAUCCCAAGGGCCGUAAUCAACCGCACAACAUGGUACCCGGAACCAGAAGAGGAGGGUCGCGAGCAGCAGCAUAGAAGCCCUGUGAGAAGCGCUAUGAGCAAUGAUUCUGCUCCUAGGUGGCCCAGAAGGAGGAUCGAGCCCCCCAUCAUCCCCAAUACUUCCACGAAUGAGCAGAUGAAGAGCCUGUGGAAGGUUGCCAACGGCUGGAAAGCUUCGUCUUCAGAAGGCAGGGUAUACUGUAUGAAGCUGUCCCAGGAAAAGGAUGCACCAAUCUAUACCUUGUCCUCGACAUCGCAGCCAUUCUACAGCCUCAGACUUGAUCCCACAUCGGCAUCAGCCUAUGUUACCGUCAACCGGCAUGAUCCUAAUAAGAUUUACAAAGCUCCGAGCCCGACGGCCAGCUCGUCGGCGAGUAGCAUUCUUAGUGGCGUCGUUGGCCACAAGGACAACGGCAAGGGGGCCGAGAACAAGCACUGGCAGGAAGUUCUCGCCACCACUCUAGAAGAGGAGUCUCGUAAGCACCCACCCAACGAUGGCCUCGUCGCUCUUCUCUACCCCCAGGCGGCUGCCAAGAUGGCUCUGGAUAGAGCCGACGAUAUGACAGCCGUCGUCACUGCAGAGACGGAGUGCGCUCGUCUUGUCUGGGAUGACGACACGAGCUCGCACUUCCUCGUACAUCCGGCGCUGGCUACGCCCUUCUGCGUUACUAUCGAGCGCUCGCCCGCCUGGAGCCGGGUCGAGUACACGCUUGAACACCAUGAGUCGCCGCAACACCUCGCCAAGCUGACCCGUGACGGGACAGGCGGCGGCUGGCUUGAGGUCGACACGGCAAUUGCAUCUAAAAUCGACAGCUUCUUCAUUGUUGACGUCGCCGUCACAGCACUGCUGCUGGUUGCAGCAGGCGACGAGAAGAACUUCAAGGUCGAGACAUUUGAGCCCCCUCCCGCCCCGCGCGAGCCUGCGGGUGGUGAGCGCCGGCUGAGCAAGCGGGAGGAAAAGAAGCGGGCCGCCGCAGCGCGGAAGGGUAAGAUGGAGGAGUUUGAAAUUGACGUUGAGAGCCAAGACAGCAGCUUCGCGAAGCUGGAGCAGGUGGGCAAAGAGACGCGUGAUAGGCUGCCUUGGCCGCUGAGGGCACUUUUCAAGCUCUUGUCUGGGCUGUUCAAGUGCUUCGUGUGGGUGCUGACGAUAGGCUUCAAGGCGCUCGCAAUGAUUGUCAAGGGGCUGGCGAGAUGCGUUGGCGUGAAGUCAAAAUAA